Messenger RNA from Esox lucius (northern pike), 3688 nucleotides. It is a transcript of the gene cdkl1, whose product is annotated as cyclin-dependent kinase-like 1 (CDC2-related kinase). Gene Ontology annotation, cellular component: nucleus. Gene Ontology annotation, biological process: protein phosphorylation. The record is from RefSeq and is a predicted model, not a curated record. The transcript is spliced from 10 exons. NCBI's taxonomy places the organism in Eukaryota, Metazoa, Chordata, Actinopteri, Esociformes, Esocidae. Gene Ontology annotation, molecular function: ATP binding; cyclin-dependent protein serine/threonine kinase activity. The coding region runs from base 1921 to 3015 and encodes 364 amino acids.
UAGCGAGACUGAAGGUGAACUAUUCCAUGCCAGGAAAAGUUGCAAUAUAACCGUAUACAGUUUCAGUUAAGACUAACGUAACAACUGUAUGUUGUAAGCAGCAAAUAUGUUUGUCUAUCCUGAGCCAAAAUGCAUGCACAGAUGCGUUCUUCGAAAAUCCACCAGAAACAGUCCUAAUAUAACCAUAAACUGCCAGUUUUCAUCUAUAUGGAACAAUUCAUAAUGCCUACUUGGCUUUGCCUGCAAGGAGAAACGAACUCGGGACCACUACGCUAUUUAAAAAGAGUCAGUCAGUGAUAUUCGCUUACGCGGUCCAGCAAAAAACUGCUGAUAAAGAAGACAAGCGUGAUGGGUAAUUAGAGAGAGAUUUUUAGGUAUUUGACAAUACUAGCUAAAUUUAAUUAAUCUCUAUACUAUCUUAGUAGUAUCUUCUGAGCUAGCUGACUGGGUUGCUGGGUAGCUUUAACGCUUUGCACCCAGUUGGCUUAAGUGAAAACACAUUAGAGAAUGUGUUGAGGUUUUAUUUCCUAAUAUCUAAUUCAUUAGGACCCUGGCUAAUAUCUAAGCCACACAAAACGAUCUAGAUUUGACCAUUGGAGUGCCCCAAGGGUCCAUGCUUGGGCCCCUGUUAUUCAAUCUUUAUAUCAAUUACUUCGGUAUGUCCAGGAGUGGAGAUCCAGAAGUAUGCAGAUGAUACAGUCAUCUACACCCACGGAAAGAGUGCAGAGCAGGUGGCAGUCAAGUCAACAGCAGUCAUGGAGAAUGUUUUUUUGACUGGUUCAACAACGCCUGUCUCACAAUGAACAAAUGUGGCAAACCAUUCUCAUUUGAGGCAAAGAAAUGGAUCACGUCCAAAUUUAUCAGGUCUGUCUUUAAGUGCAUUCAAUUUUAUGUGUAGUUCAUUACAAUUAUCCAUAAUGUUUGCUGUACUGAAUGCGUCUGUGUGUAUGUUUAAAUGUCUACAUGCCCAUCUGUGGCGGGAGGGACGGGGGGACGACUACUGAUAUAAAUUAGCUAUUAGCUAAAUCAGGUGCAACACAUCACUUCUCAUCUGUGAGAUUUAAGUUCAGUUGUGCAUUGUUUCUGAUGAAAUAAAUAAAAAUUAAAUAUGGAAAGAGUGUCUUGUCACACUAAGAUUGGAUUAGGCGUACUUCUCUUGUUUCUACCAGAGAUCUCGGCAAUAAGGAAAUUGGAAUUAUAUUGAGGGACUAAUUAGGUUGCCUGUACAUGUUAUUUGUUUUUAGUUUGUAGCUCUGAGUUGUUGAAAUAGGACUGACGUAUCCUGUUCAUGAAGUGUGGCCAUAUAGCCUAUGAACUGAUUAUGAAGCAGGUGUCAGUUUCGAAUACCUUUUUCAGGAGAGUGGUGGAAGGCCUAUCAUUACUGAUGUAAUUACUGAUGCAAGCUUACAUUUUUGUUCAUGGUUAUUUGCUUCCAACAUGACAAUAUGACUGGAGAAAAAUAGCAUAUCUUUUUAAUGUACCGACCACCAGCGCCUGUCACUGGUUUAUGCUUUAAUAUCUGGCCCAUUAGUGAGUAGGGUAAAAUUCAGGAUGAUGCCCGUGAGUCUGGGACAACAGGUGCCAUCUGGGCCCUACACUGCUCAACAACAACGCUCACCAACCUGCUGUUUAGCUCAAGCUGCAGGAGCGUGUGACGUGAGGGGGGUGGAGUCAGCCCGCCAGUUCCUAUGGGGACCGGGCUGAAAAAGGAAAGCCUUCUGAGAGCAGACCUAGCUACUGGUUCCGACAACGUGAAAGUAAAUGCUCAUCUCCUUUCUCCUGUCGGUGGAUGUAUGCCAGUCUAGCUCCUCUCUCCGCUCAGAAACCGAUGAUCUUGUAUUUGCCGCCUUGAUAUCUAAACGAGAUAGAUCCCAAGAGCAUUUUAGGUUCCUCAGACGACAAGUGUGAAGCUUCUGGUUGAUGCCCUGCCCUUCAGCACGCCCUUCAAUGACCAUGGAGAAGUAUGAGAAGAUAGCGAAGAUUGGGGAGGGGUCUUACGGCGUCGUUUUCAAGUGCCGAAACAGAGACACGGGGCAGAUCGUUGCCAUCAAGAAGUUUGUAGAGUCAGAAGAUGAUCCCAUCAUUAAGAAGAUCGCUCUGCGAGAGAUUAGAAUGCUGAAGCAGCUGAAGCACUCCAACCUUGUGAACCUGAUUGAGGUCUUCAGGAGAAAACGGAAGCUACACCUGGUGUUUGAGUACUGUGACCACACUGUUCUCCACGAACUGGACAAGUACCCCAGAGGUGUUCCGGAGCACCUGGUGAAGAGCAUCACCUGGCAAACACUCCAGGCCGUCAACUUCUGCCACAAGCAAAAUUGCAUCCACAGAGACGUGAAGCCGGAGAACAUUCUCAUCACUAAACAGCAGGUCAUCAAGCUCUGUGACUUUGGGUUUGCCAGGAUACUCACCGGACCAUGUGACUACUACACAGACUAUGUGGCUACGCGGUGGUACCGUGCCCCAGAGCUCCUGGUGGGGGAUACUCAGUACGGACCCCCUGUCGAUGUCUGGGCGGUUGGGUGCGUGUUUGCCGAGUUGCUUUCCGGUAUCCCCCUGUGGCCCGGCAAGUCCGACAUGGACCAGCUCUAUCUGAUCAGGAAGACUCUGGGGGACCUGACCCCCCGCCACCAGCAGGUGUUUAGCAACAACCAGUUCUUCAGUGGAGUGUGUAUCCCGGAGCCUCAGGAGAUGGAAACUCUCCAGCAGAGAUACCCUAACCUGUCAUAUCAAGCACUCAGUCUAAUGAAGGGCUGUUUGCGUAUGGACCCGACAGAGCGUCUGACUUGUGAACAGCUUCUGGAACACCCGUACUUCGACAGCCAGCGGGACGACAGCGAAAGCCGCGGCCGGGAUCACGACCGCUCCACCAAUCGGCGGUCACGCCUCCUGCCCCGAAAACACCUCCCACCUGGAUAUUUGCCACAGCUCACUAGCAGCAAUAUCUUCCCAGCACUGGACAACAAGAAGUACUACAGCAACCUGAGAAAAUUCAACUACCAUUUUCCUAACAUCUAAAACCACCAUUUUAGAUCAGAACAGUGCGAUCAAAAUACUCUGGUCGGCUCGGGAACUGGAAGCGGGGAAGUGGAUCACAUUGCGAAAGGAAUGCAGUUGAUUGGUUCCUAAGAAAGCAGAUCAGUUGAACCAAGAUUUUAAUUGGAGAAUUAUUGUGAAUACUUUCUAUGCAUGACUGAGAGACAUUAUAGUUAAGUGGUGUUGCCUCCAUUUUAAUGUGUAUUUUGUUUGUAUUUUGUACAUCUAUACCUUUUGUUUGUAUUUUGUAUAUCUAUACAGUACAUUGAAGACAAGGAGCAGACUUUUGCUGUGCUGGUAGAUUUUAGUAAUGUUACAAGCAGACAUCAUUGAAUCAACCAAUGGUUACAUCAACAACUGUGCUGUGUGGUGUGGUAUUCGUCAGAUUGUAAAUAUCAUAUGAAGUGUUAACUGAUAUGCUAAACAACUAAACAGGCAUUGGGCGUAGGUUCUCAAAGGCUGUAGGUUUCCUAAGCCAGCAGUUGAAUGUAGAGUCAUCGACUAUGCGGUCAAGCAUGAGACUGCUGUAUCUUAUGUGGUUAGCUGAUGUCAAACACCAAUUCAGGCCUGAAUUGUGAGAUCUGCCACAGGUCUGUAAUGUAGUCAGUAACUUGGAGGCAGCACCGUGACAUACUGCCAUAAAUGGUUUGCCAAA